AGGGCGGCCGUGCGGGUGGCACCGAGGCGGACGCGGGCGCGUGCUGUGGGCUCACCCCGAGGGGACAGCCGCGAGGCGCUCGGAGCCGGGGCCGCGCCAUGCGGGCUGGGCGGCUGCUGGCGCGGGCAGGCAGUCUGGCUGUGGCCCCGCGGGAGGGGAGCAGAACACAUGUGUGGAGUUUUGUUCGUAGUCUCCAUGGCAAGAGUGGCACGUGGUGGGACGAACAUCUUUCAGAAGAAAACGUCCCAUUCGUUAAGCAGUUCGUGUCUGAUGAAGAUAAAGCCCAGCUGGCCAGUAAACUGUGUCCCCUCAAAGACGAGCCCUGGCCUCUGCAUCCUUGGGAACCAGGUUCUUCCAGGGUCGGCCUGAUCGCGCUGAAGCUGGGCAUGAUGCCCUUAUGGACCAAGGAUGGUCGCAGGCAUGUGGCGACGCUUCUCCAGGUACAGGACUGUCAUGUCCUAAAAUACACUUCAAAGGAAAACCAUAAUGGAAGAAUGGCAGCCCUGACUGUAGGAGGAAAAACUGUGUCUCGCUUCCGGAAACCUGCCUCAAUAUUGGAGUUUUACCGAGAACUUGGCUUGCCACCAAAGCAGAAAGUCAAAAUCUUCCAUGUCACAGAUAAUGCUGUAAUCAAGCCAGGCACGCCCCUGUAUGCUGCUCACUUCCGCCCAGGACAGUACGUGGACGUCACAGCCAAAACGAUUGGUAAAGGUUUCCAAGGCGUCAUGAAAAGAUGGGGCUUCAAAGGACAGCCUGCUACUCACGGCCAAACCAAAACCCACAGGAGACCCGGCGCAAUCUCAACUGGUGAUGUUGCCAGAGUCUGGCCUGGAACAAAGAUGCCUGGACAGAUGGGGAACGUGGACAGGACAGCGUACGGACUGAAGGUGUGGAGAAUAAACACCAAGCACAAUAUAAUCUACGUGAAUGGCUCUGUGCCCGGACAUAAAAACAGCUUGGUAAAGGUCAGAGAUUCGAAUCUGCCUGCGUAUAAGGAUUUCUGCAAAAACCUGCCGUUCCCUACGUACUUCCCUGAUGGAGAUGGAGAGGAACUGCCUGAAGAUUUAUACGACGAGGACGUGUGCCAGCCCGGUGCUCCUUCUAUAACGUUUGCCUGAUGCCAGUGGGCGUGGCCGAACUGGUACAGACAGGGAGCCUUGAAGAGCCAGGGAAGUAACUACAUCCCCCUUUCUCGGCCACGGCAAGUGCCAGCUUGUCAUCUUUGUCAGGGGCCUCAGUCACUCACCCACAGUUACAUCUGAUCGUAAAAAUUACCGCGUUGAAGCAACAAAGUAGAAUGGAUUUGGAAGAACCGGUAGCUUGUGGACGCUUCAUGCGUUGUUACGGCCCGUUUCCCAUGUUGUCUCAAGAGGCUUAUUAUGCAUUUAACUUUGAAGAGUUGUCUUUGAGAAGGGCUGGCUGUGGAACAGCAGUAGUGAACCCCGUAGCGACUAGGGCACAGCCUGUCUGGGUUAGGGAACGUUUUCUCUUAAAGGGACCUGAACAUUUUAUUAAUUUCAGACACAUUCAUGCAGUGGUGACAUAUCAGGGCUUCUGACGGAGUGCACAGUCCCAGCGCUCGCCUCUCUGCAGCCAGAUGCCAGUGGCCCCUGCUGCUGCGUGGUGGUCCAUCAGACAGCUGUGGAGGCCACUCACUUCCCAGCUGUGAGAUCCUGAUCUGUGCUGAACCGGACUCACUGUUUUAGACUUUGUCUUGAUGUAGGGAGCCUUGCUAUAAGUCAGCGCCAUUCAAAUAAAGCAUUUUCUUACUGAAUGCUUGGCAGUGGUUACCAGUGACAAACUGCAAGCCCUGUGUAAGAAAAUGCGCCUCCCCUGUUUUCAGCAGACCUUGACAGCUGUCCUCGGCCAGCGCACAGAGACACUGUCUGCUCUGCAUCUUUCACCUGGACUUCUGGACUCGGUCUGCUCUCCUGUGAAAACUGCAGGCCUCUGUCCCUGUUGGUCAGCGCAGACACUCUGGGCUGACUACCAGGGCACUGAGCCUGGCAGAAUUGUCUCCCAGCUGGCAGUGUGCUGUCGUGCCAGCUACAUCGUGUGCCUUCCCGUGGCUGAUGUCUCUCACGUGGUAGAAUUUGCAUUACUCUGAAUGACCGUUACUGCCUGUGAUGCCUGAAUUUCUUGCUCCUUCUGCAGGGAAUAUAGCAGGGGGGAUGGA
Ochotona curzoniae (black-lipped pika) is the source of this 2176-nucleotide messenger RNA. It is a transcript of the gene MRPL3, whose product is annotated as mitochondrial ribosomal protein L3. Gene Ontology annotation, molecular function: structural constituent of ribosome. Gene Ontology annotation, cellular component: ribosome; mitochondrial large ribosomal subunit. Gene Ontology annotation, biological process: translation. The record is from RefSeq and is a predicted model, not a curated record. Lineage: Eukaryota; Metazoa; Chordata; Mammalia; Lagomorpha; Ochotonidae. The transcript has 10 exons. The coding region runs from base 99 to 1118 and encodes 339 amino acids.